GAAGAGGUGAUGUUGGCAGUGUAAUAAAUAAAUUUUUUCGGGCAAAAAAAAAAUGGAUUUGCACAUCGAAACUCGCGAGUACUCGCAGGCCACCACUUUUUUUUCUGUGAUGUUCAUGUUAUAUAUUUCUCGUUAAUGUCUUGCGUGUCUACUUUUUGAUGUGAUGUCCGCCGCAUUUUCAUCAUCGCCACUAUUUUACAUACGAUAAUUCUUCCAUUGAUUUGCGAAUAAUUUUUUUUUUCGAUUUUCAUUCAGAUUAAUCAAUGAAUAUUCUUAUCAUAAAAUAUAACCAACAACUUGUCACAAAUUCAAAUGAUUGUCAAUGAUGACGAUAAUAAUUUCGAUUGCAUCAUCAUUUAUUUAAAUCUCAUCGCAUCUUAUCUAAUCUUGAUAAAUAAAAAUCCCAAUCAAAAAUCAAAACAUUAAAUCAAUGGCAUCGAUUAUGAAUCAUAAUAAUGUUGAUGAAAUUGUGAAUAAUUCACAUUCAUUGAAAUUAGAUUUAACCAUCAACGAAUUACUUGGACAAAAGGAUGCAUUACUAAAACUAGAACCUGAAUGGAUACAAAAAUUUACUGAUCAUUUGAAAACUAAAUUGAAAAAACAAAAUGAAUUUUCCAUAAAAAUUGGCUAUUUUGAAAAUGGUGAAAAAAUUGGCUUAACUUCAUCCGAAUUGGAUAAUUGUUUUGAACAAUUGAAUGAAAUAGCUAGUACGAUUGGUGCCAAUCUAAUACGUUUAUGUCGUAAACAAGUGAAUUCAUCCAUUUAUUAUGCCGAUGAAUGUCUAAUACGGAAACAAUCACAAGCCGAUGAUUUUCAUGAAAUUCGAGUGGCCGUCGUUGGAAAUGUCGAUUCAGGCAAAAGUACAUUGUUAGGAGUAUUGACUCAUUGUGAAUUGGAUAAUGGCAGAGGAUUAGCUCGACAACGAUUGUUUCGACAUAAACAUGAAUUAGAAACAGGUCGUACUUCGAGUAUUGGAAAUGAUAUACUUGGAUUCGAUAGUUCGGGAAAUGUUGUCAAUAAACCAUCAUCACAUGGCAAUAGUCAACAAUGGUCGAAAAUUUGUGAAGAAUCAUCCAAAGUUAUAACAUUCAUUGAUUUAGCUGGCCACGAAAAAUAUCUCAAGACGACAAUUUUCGGUAUGACCGGACAUUCACCGGAUUAUACACUGUUGAUGAUUGGAGCGAAUGCCGGCAUUGUUGGAAUGACCAAAGAGCAUUUAGGCGUUACAUUAGCAUUGAAUAUACCGGUGUUUGUUGUUAUAACUAAAAUCGAUAUGUGUCCCUCAAAUAUUUUACAAAACACUAUUUCUUGUUUGAAAAAAGUUCUUAAAUCACCCGGUUGUCGGAAAAUUCCUAUUCUUGUUGAAAGUGAUGAAGAUGUUGUUAUUUCAGCUACUAAUUUUGUUUCGGAAAGAUUGUGUCCAAUAUUUCAAGUAUCAAACGUGGAAGGAACCAAUCUAAAUUAUUUAAAGAAAUUUCUUAACCUUCUUAACUCAAGAGCACCGAAUCAUGAUAAUUUUCUAGCCGAAUUUCAAAUCGACGAAGUAUAUUCAGUGCCGGGCGUUGGAACGGUCGUUUCUGGUAUUUCUCUCAAAGGUGUCAUUAAAACCAAUGAUACAUUACUGCUUGGCCCGGAUUCGCUUGGAAAUUUCUUACCUGUUGCAGUUAAAUCGAUCCACCGAAAGCGAUUACCGGUUAAAGAGGUCAGAAGCGGUCAAACAGCAUCAUUCGCAUUGAAAAAGAUUAGGAAAAACGAAAUUCGUAAAGGAAUGGUGAUGCUUUGUCCUUCGAUUAACCCAAAAUCGUAUUGGGAAUUUGAAGGUGAAAUAUUGGUACUUCAUCAUCCUACAACUAUUAGUGCUCGAUAUCAAGCGAUGGUUCAUUGUGGUAGUAUUCGCCAGACAGCUCAAAUUUUAUCAAUGAGUCAAGAUUGCUUAAGAACCGGUGAUAAAGCGAAAGUACAUUUCCGUUUCAUUAAAAAUCCUGAAUAUAUUAAUGUAGGUAUGAAAUUGAUUUUUCGAGAAGGACGAACCAAAGCAAUUGGUACCGUGACAAAAUUCUUCGGCAUACACCGGUAUUGGCGUAAUGAAUUGAUCAAAAAAUUAGAUCCAAUUCCUGGUACCAGAUUGUUGGAUGUAGCUGGUGGAACUGGUGAUGUUGCAUUUGAAUUUUUACGUUAUACGAAUGAAAACAAUGAUAAUGAAAGUUCGGUCAUUGUUUGUGAUGUUAAUGAAAAUAUGUUGAAAAUUGGUCAAAAACGAGCGCAAAAAUUUGGAUUUCAUCAUGAUCGCUGUCAAUGGGUAAUUGGUGAUGCUAUGAAUUUACCUUUCGAUACAGAAUCAUUCGAUGCUUAUACGAUAUCGUUCGGCAUAAGAAACGUUGUGGAUGUGAAUCGUGCAGUACAAGAAGCAUUCCGUGUGCUUAAACCUGGUGGAAUAUUUCUAUGUUUAGAAUUUUCAAGCCAAGUGAACAAUCCUAUUCUGAAAAGCGUUUACGAUUGGUAUUCAUUUCAAAUUAUACCAGUGAUGGGUGAAAUAUUAUUGAAUGAUUGGCACUCAUAUCAAUAUCUAGUCGAAAGUAUUAGAAAAUUUCCUGAUCAACAAACAUUUAAAUCAAUGAUCGAAACAAAUGGAUUUACAUUAGUUGAUUAUGAGAAUUAUUUAAGUGGUGUUACAUCCAUUCACUACGGUUUCAAGCCAUUAUUUAUCGAAUAGUUUUAUCAAAUAAAACGAUAAUUUUGAACAAAAAAAAA
Messenger RNA from Dermatophagoides farinae (American house dust mite), 2751 nucleotides. RefSeq names its product GTP-binding protein 1. Gene Ontology annotation, molecular function: translation elongation factor activity; GTP binding; methyltransferase activity. NCBI's taxonomy places the organism in Eukaryota, Metazoa, Arthropoda, Arachnida, Sarcoptiformes, Pyroglyphidae. Gene Ontology annotation, biological process: translational elongation. The record is from RefSeq and is a predicted model, not a curated record.